Epinephelus moara (kelp grouper) is the source of this 3859-nucleotide messenger RNA. It is a transcript of the gene naa35, whose product is annotated as N-alpha-acetyltransferase 35, NatC auxiliary subunit. Gene Ontology annotation, cellular component: NatC complex. The transcript has 23 exons. Lineage: Eukaryota; Metazoa; Chordata; Actinopteri; Perciformes; Serranidae. Gene Ontology annotation, biological process: N-terminal peptidyl-methionine acetylation. The coding region runs from base 267 to 2441 and encodes 724 amino acids. The record is from RefSeq and is a predicted model, not a curated record.
AGCAGAGCAGAGCAUCUUGGCUUUAGGCGCUGCCAUAUAAGGAUAGAAAGCUCUCGAAUGAGCAAAAUACACCACAACCUUCUCUAAAAUAUAACAUGAAUAUAGUUUUAUAUCUACACACUUACGCUUCUCUAUCCUGACAUAUAAAGACUACAUUUCCCGUGUUGACUGUGGCCCUAUGACGUUGAAUUUUUGCGCCGGUCUUUACAACCGUUGAGGAGAUCUCUAUUAGCUACAUGGUUGAUACAAUAUACUAAGUAGUCACCAUGGUGAUGAAGUCAGCAGUUGAGGAUGAUGAUGCUGGCUGGGGGCUGGGCAUCCCAGAAAAGAUGAAGAACAAUGCCAACUGGGUUGAUAUCACACAUGAAUUUAAGGGCGCAUGCAAAGAGUUGAACCUCGGAGAGUUGCUUCAUGACAAACUGUUUGGCCUGUUUGAGGCCAUGUCAGCCAUAGAGAUGAUGGAUCCUAAGAUGGAUGCAGGAAUGAUUGGAAACCAGGUCAACAGGAAAGUGCUCAACUUUGAACAAGCUAUCAAGGAAGGUGCCAUUAAGGUGAAGGACCUCAGUCUCCCUGAACUCAUCGGAAUCAUAGACACAUGUUUUUGCUGUUUGAUCACGUGGCUGGAGGGUCAUUCUCUAGCGCAGACUGUAUUCACCUGUCUGUACGUCCACAAUCCCGACCUGAUUGAAGAGCCAGCCCUCAAAGCCUUCGCCCUGGGCAUCCUGAAGGUGUGUGACAUCGCCCGGGAGAAAGUCAACAAGGCUGCUGUGUUCGAGGAGGAGGAUUUCCAGGCAAUGACCUAUGGCUUCAAGAUGGCCAACAAUGUCACAGACCUGCGGGUGACAGGUAUGCUGAAAGAUGUGGAGGACGAGUUACAGAGGAAAGUCAAGAGCACACGCAGUCGACAGGGUGAGCAACGUGACCCAGAGGUUGAGCGAGAGCAUCAGCAGUUUUUGGCACUUUUCAACAGAAUCAAGUUCACACGCCUCCUACUGACCGCACUGAUCACCUUUACCAAGAAAGAGACCAGCUCAGUGGGUGAGGCCCAGAAGCUCGUGGCUCAGGCAGCUGACCUCUUAUCAGCCAUUCAUUCCAGUAUUCAGCACGGCAUCCAGUCACAGAAUGACACCACUAAAGGAGACCACCCCAUCAUGAUGGGCUUUGAGCCCUUGGUAAACCAGAGACUGCUGCCACCCACCUUUCCUCGCUACGCCAAGAUCAUUAAGAGGGAGGACAUGGUGGCCUACUUCAGCAAACUUAUAGAGCGCAUCAAGACUGUCUGUGACGUGAUCAACACCACCAACCUGCACGGCAUACUGGACUUCUUCUGUGAGUUCAGUGAACAGUCUCCGUGUGUGCUCUCCAGAUCUCUACUCCAGACAACGUUCCUGAUAGAUAACAAAAAAGUGUUUGGGACCCACUUGAUGCAGGACAUGAUUAAAGAUGCUCUGAGAUACUUCGUCAGCCCACCUGUCCUCUCCUACAAGUGCUGUCUGUUCAACAACCACCAAGCCAAGGACUACAUUGACUCCUUUGUUACACACUGCUCCAGGCCGUUCUGCAGUCUGAUCCAGAUCCAUGGACACAACCGAGCUCGACAGAGAGACAAGCUGGGUCACAUUCUUGAAGAGUUUGCCACACUGCAGGAUGAGGCGGAGAAGGUGGAUGCAGCUCUGCACAGCUUGCUCAUGAAACUUGAGCCUCAGCGACAGCAUCUAGCCUGUCUCGGGACCUGGAUCCUCUACCAUAACCUGAGGAUUAUGAUCCAGUACCUGCUGAGCGGCUUUGAACUGGAGCUGUACAGCAUGCAUGAGUACUACUACAUCUACUGGUAUCUGUCGGAGUUCCUUUACGCCUGGCUGAUGUCCACUCUGAGCAGAGCCGACUCCUCUCAGAUGGCAGAGGAGCGGAUUAUGGAGGAGCAGGUGAAAGGACGCAGCAGCAAAAAGACCAAGAAGAAGAAAAAAGUUCGCCCUCUGAGCAAAGAGAUCACCAUGAGCCAAGCGUACCAGAACAUGUGUGCCGGCAUGUACAAGACUAUGGUAGCUUUGGAUAUGGACGGGAAGGUGCGUAAGCCUCAGUUUGAGUUGGACAGCGAGCAGGUUCGCUACGAGCAUCGCUUUGCCCCCUUCAACAGUGUGGUCACGCCCCCACCAGUGCACUACAUCCAGUUCAAGGAGAUGUCAGAUCUGAAGAAGUACAAUCCUCCGCCAGGCUCCGCUGACCUCUACAUGGCCGCCAGCAAACACUUCCAGCAGGCCAAGCUCAUCCUAGAAAAUGUGCCCAGCCCCGACCCUGAGGUGAACCGUAUACUGAAGGUGGCCAAGCCCAACAUCGUAGUUAUGAAGCUCCUGGCUGGAGGGCACAAGAAGGAGACCAAGGUGCUCCCAGAAUUUGACUUCUCAGCUCACAAGUACUUUCCUGUGGUCAAGAUUAUCUGAUGCUGCUCUGCACCGCCGGUUGAUUAUGAGAGCGUAAUCAAAAAGACCAUCAGCCGCAAAGACUGUACCCUCACUUGAACAAGUGUGCAAUGGCCCUGAUCCAGUCCAAGUCUGAACAACGUGUGUAUGUGAUACACCUGACUGUAAAGUUGUGCAAAGGAGUGUUUGAUACACCCAAUUCUUUUUUUCACCUGAAUGAGAUGAAACCAGACCAGAGAAUUCACAACUGGACCUAAAUGACUGACAAUAUCCACAUCUGCAUCUGUGACAGUCUGUUUGUGUGUGUGUGUGUGUGUGUGUGUGUGUGUGUGUGUGUGUGUGUGUGUGUGUGUGUCUGUGUGUCUGUGUGUGUCUGUGUGUGUCUGUGUGUGUCUGUGUGUGUCUGUGUCUGUGUCUGUGUCUGUGUCUGUGUCUGUGUCUGUGUGCGCGCGCACGAGAGUCAGACACAAGUGGAGGUGCUUUUGCAAGAAGAACUGGCCAAUGGAAAAUUUUCUAAGCUGCCUUCUGAACAGUUUUGUGAAGGCUUUAAAAGAAGAGCUGUAACAACGAGUGCAUAUCAUCUGAUCAUAUGGAAACCUUUCUAUGUAUUUAUGUGCUUAUCUGAAUGAAAACAUUUGGAUGGAAAAGUCUACAGCAUCUUGUUUUACCUCAUAUGGCAGUUUCAUGUGAAUACUGUGGCAUCUGCAUUGUGAAACCUAGACAGGACAGUCUGCAGAGAAGAACCAUUCACAGGGUUUACAUUGUUGUAAGUGCAGAAUAACUAACUAACAGCAGUAGGAAAGAUGCUUUCAAGGCCAGGGAACCAUCUGCACUGCUUCCUCAAACCAGUACCAACAACCGUCACACAUAUAAAGAACAUCAGAAAACAUCUUUACUUAUUUUGAUGUUUAACUCCUUGCUGGAACAGAAUUUCACGCUUUUUUUAAGACAAUAAAAAUCUGUUUAACUUACUCAAAAUUACAUUUUAAGAAAAUUCAACGUGAAAACCUUGACGUGUGUGAGGUACAUAAAAAAGAUAAGGUAUAUGAGUUAACUUAUUUUAAGUGUGUUCAUAAAGUACGCUUAAACAUGAUGAUCAGGCUUCACGUCUUUGUUGUCCUCUGAUUUUAUUUAGACAUCUAGUAAACUGAGUGACAUCAUUAAAAAUGAAUAUACAUGUACAGCUGACUAAAUUUCAGCUCCUUUUGUACAAUAUUAGGGACACCUUGUUAGUACCAGGUUGGACACCUUUUGCCUUCAGAGCUUCCUUAAUUUUUCGUAGCAGAGAUUCAACAAGGUGCUGGAAACUCAGAUGUUGGUCCAUAUUGACAUGAUAGCAUCACACAGUUGCUGCAGAUUUGUCGGCUGCACAUCCAUGAUGUGAAUCUCCCGUUCCACCACAUCCCAAAGGUGCUCUACUGGAUUGAGAUCUGGUGACU